Molecule: messenger RNA, 1848 nt
Organism: Drosophila subobscura
Lineage: Eukaryota; Metazoa; Arthropoda; Insecta; Diptera; Drosophilidae
Gene: phr6-4
Product: cryptochrome-2
Exons: 2
Coding region: 92-1708 (538 amino acids)
Biological process (GO): circadian regulation of gene expression; entrainment of circadian clock by photoperiod
Cellular component (GO): cytoplasm; nucleus
Molecular function (GO): FAD binding; DNA binding
Source: RefSeq, a predicted model, not a curated record
GACAGCUUUGUCCUCCCAGCUGGCGCGUGCCGUGUGUUUGAAUUUGCAGAUAAAUAUUUUUGGAAGUAUUCUUUGGCCCUUGAGGUAAUGGAUGAUGGAUGCCAAGCAUACUACACUCGUCCACUGGUUCCGCAAAGGUCUCCGCGUCCACGAUAAUCCCGCCUUGUCGCAAAUCUUUGCGGCGGCUAACGUUGCGCCUGAGAAAUUCCAUGUGCGACCCAUUUUCAUACUGGAUCCUGGCAUCCUUGAUUGGAUGCAGGUGGGAGCCAACCGCUGGCGUUUCCUUCAACAGACGCUUGACGACCUGGACCAGCAGCUAAGGCAGCUCCAUUCACGUUUGUUUGUGGUGCGGGGCAAGCCCGUGGAUGUUUUUCCCCGCAUCUUUAAAAGCUGGCGCGUGGAACUCCUGACAUUCGAGACGGACAUCGAGCCCUACGCCCUGAAACGCGAUGCAGCUGUUCAGAAACUGGCCAAAGACGCUGGCAUCAAGGUGGACACACAUUGUUCCCAUACAAUUUACAAUCCAGAGCUGGUUAUUGCCAAGAACCUGGGCAAGGCUCCCAUCACAUAUCAAAAGUUUUUGAGUGUGAUUGAACAGCUGAAAACUCCCAAGGUGCUGGAGUUGCCAGAGAAAUUGUCAAAGAAAGCGCUGCCGCCCAAGGAUGAAGUGGAGCAGCAGGACGAAGCAGCAUACGAUUGCCCCACUCUACAGCAGUUGGUGAAGAGACCAGAGGAUCUGGGACCCAAUAAGUUCCCUGGCGGUGAAACCGAGGGUCUGAGACGCAUGAAAGAGUCUCUGCGGGAUGAGCUUUGGGUGGCUCGCUUCGAGAAGCCAAACACUGCACCCAAUUCCCUGGAACCCAGUACCACAGUGCUCAGUCCGUAUCUGAAGUUUGGAUGCCUCAGUGCGAGGCUUUUCCAUCAGCAGUUGAAGGAGAUUCUGAAGCGGCAGCCCAAGCACUCGCAGCCGCCCGUCUCCCUCGUUGGACAAGUUAUGUGGCGUGAGUUCUACUACACGGUGGCUGCUGCCGAACCCAACUUUGAUCGCAUGCUCGGGAAUGUGUACUGCCUGCAGAUACCCUGGCAGGAGCAGGCCGACCAUCUGGAGGCCUGGACCCAUGGACGCACAGGGUAUCCGUUCAUCGAUGCCAUUAUGCGACAGUUGCGGAAGGAGGGCUGGAUACACCAUCUGGCACGACAUGCCGUGGCUUGCUUCCUGACGCGCGGCGAUCUCUGGAUCAGUUGGGAGGAGGGACAGCGUGUGUUCGAGCAAUUGCUGUUGGAUCAGGACUGGGCCCUGAAUGCCGGCAACUGGAUGUGGCUCUCGGCAUCGGCGUUCUUUCACCAAUACUUUCGAGUCUACAGCCCCGUUGCAUUUGGCAAGAAAACCGAUCCCCAGGGCCACUACAUACGCAAGUAUGUGCCAGAGCUGGCCAAGUAUCCGAAUGGCUGCAUCUACGAACCCUGGAAGGCCACACUCUCCGACCAGCGGGCAUACGGCUGCGUUCUGGGCGUUGACUAUCCGCAUCGCAUCGUCAAGCACGAGCUGGUGCACAAGGAGAACAUCAAGCGGAUGAGUGCAGCUUACAAAGUGAAUCGGGAAGUGCGCACCGGCAAGGAGGAGGAUUCUCCCGAGGCUGAUCGCUCAGCCGCAGGCAAGCGAAAGGUGGCCAAGUCCACAGGAAAUGCCGCCAAACGAAAACGUUAAAAGACAUUUGUAUAUCAUAUAUUAUGCUACCCCUGCUAGGGGUACAUAUUGUUUUGUAUUAUUUUGAAACGAAUUUAUAAUGUGAUUGCAGAAUCUCUGCGAAUGGAAUUGAACUAGAAAUUGUAGCUAAAAUGAACGAA